This is a messenger RNA of Thalassophryne amazonica, 3896 nucleotides long. It is a transcript of the gene grm8a, whose product is annotated as glutamate receptor, metabotropic 8a. Gene Ontology annotation, molecular function: group III metabotropic glutamate receptor activity. Gene Ontology annotation, biological process: G protein-coupled glutamate receptor signaling pathway; regulation of synaptic transmission, glutamatergic. NCBI's taxonomy places the organism in Eukaryota, Metazoa, Chordata, Actinopteri, Batrachoidiformes, Batrachoididae. The transcript is spliced from 14 exons. Gene Ontology annotation, cellular component: membrane. The coding region runs from base 373 to 3135 and encodes 920 amino acids. The record is from RefSeq and is a predicted model, not a curated record.
GAGCUCCGCAAGGAAGUUGCCUGAGGCGAGCAGGGACCCCCAAAAGAGGCUUGUGUCACCCCUCCUCAUCUCCGCUGGGGAAGAUCUCAGGCUCCACUGAAGAUGUUACUUGCGGAUUACAGUCUCAACUCCCGAAACAGAUUUUCUACGACAUAACGGCCAUAUUACUGUUCUACCUAUCUCCGUCACGCUGUCUUUUUUUGGAAUAUGACUUGCUCAUUGGGGUCGCUCACCCUUCCUACAUUGACCAAUAGGAAGGCUUUACUCCUCAAUAUCCCUUAAAAAUACCCCUCAAUUGUGAUUGGUCUACUGGAUUACUUUACCCUGAAGCCUGUUUUUAGACCACCUGGGCUUUUUGUUUGCCAACCGAUCAUGGAAUCGCAGUGCUACCCAACGUUGUACACACAGUGCCCUGCUGUCCUCUUUCUGUUGGUUGCUACUUCCUACACCUGGGUUCUGCCCCUUGCCUCCCCUCAGCGGAUUCCCACUGACCCCCAAGCAGCACCAGAGUACGCUCACUCCAUCCGAUUGGAUGGGGAUAUCAUCCUUGGCGGAUUAUUUCCAGUGCAUUCACGGGGGGACCGCGGCACACCCUGCGGGGAGCUGAAAAAGGAGAAAGGCAUCCAUCGUUUGGAGGCCAUGAUGUUCGCUAUUGAUCUGAUCAACAAGGACCCCGAGCUGCUGCCCAACAUCACGCUGGGGGCCCGGAUCCUGGAUACCUGCUCCAGGGAUACCUAUGCUCUGGAACAGUCCCUGACGUUUGUGCAGGCGUUAAUCGAGAGGGAUGGCUCUGAUGUCCGCUGCGCUAACGGAGACCCUCCUAUCUUCACCAAGCCGGAUAAAAUUGUUGGGGUGAUCGGGGCGGCGGCGAGCUCCGUGUCUAUCAUGGUGGCCAACAUCCUGCGCCUGUUUAAGAUCCCCCAGAUCAGCUACGCUUCCACGGCCCCAGAGCUGAGUGACAACACUCGCUAUGACUUCUUCUCCCGCGUGGUGCCACCAGACUCCUACCAGGCCCAGGCCAUGAUGGAUAUCGUCACGGCAAUGGAGUGGAACUAUGUGUCCACCCUGGCCUCAGAGGGAAACUAUGGCGAGAGUGGCGUCGAGGCCUUUGUCCAGAUCUCCAGAGAAACCGGGGGUGUGUGCAUUGCCCAGUCCUUGAAGAUCCCUCGGGAGCCGAGGCCCGGGGAGUUUGACAAGAUCAUCAGACGCCUGCUAGAGACCUCUAACGCCAGAGCCAUCAUCAUGUUCGCUAAUGAGGACGACAUACGACGGGUUCUGGACGCAGCCAAACGGAACAACCAGACGGGUCACUUCUUGUGGGUGGGAUCAGACAGCUGGGGGUCCAAAAUCUCUCCUGUGAUUGGACAAGAAAGAGUGGCUGAAGGAGCCAUCACCAUUCUUCCCAAGCGAGCAUCUGUGGAUGCGUUUGACCGAUAUUUCCGUAGCCGCUCGCUGUCCAACAAUAGGAGGAAUGUGUGGUUUGCUGAGUUUUGGGAGGAGAAUUUCAACUGUAAGCUGGGGAUGCACGGAAAGCGACCUGGUAGCCUCAAGAAAUGUACAGGUUUAGAAAAAGUUGGUCGUGAUUCCAGCUAUGAACAGGAGGGGAAGGUCCAGUUUGUGAUGGAUGCAGUGUAUGCCAUGGCCCAUGCUUUGCAUCGCAUGCACAGGGAGCUCUGCUAUGGGUACCCAGGCCUUUGCCCGCGUAUGGCCAACAGCAUUGAUGGCAAAGAGCUGCUCAGCCACAUUCGUGCUGUCAACUUCAACGGAAGUGCCGGCACUCCGGUGGUGUUCAAUGAGAACGGUGAUGCUCCGGGAAGAUAUGAUAUUUUCCAGUACCAGACCACCAACAGAUCUACUGCCGAGUACAGAGCCAUUGGCUCUUGGACCAACAAACUCCACCUAAAAGUUGAGGCAAUGCGUUGGAGAACAGGGAAUCCAUCUGUGCCAGCGUCUGUCUGCAGCGUGCCAUGCCGCACAGGUGAAAGAAAGAAAGUGGUCAAAGGUGUACCGUGCUGCUGGCACUGUGAGCGCUGUGAGGGAUACCACUACCAGGCUUCAGAGUUCACCUGUGAGCUUUGCCCGUACGAGAUGCGACCUGACGCCAACCGCAGCGGCUGCGUUCCCAUCCCGAUCAUUAAACUGGAGUGGCACUCCCCCUGGGCCGUCGUCCCCGUCUUCAUCGCCAUGCUGGGAAUCAUCGCCACCUCUUUUGUCAUCGUCACCUUCGUGCGGUACAACGACACGCCCAUUGUGCGGGCGUCAGGCCGGGAGAUGAGCUACGUGUUGCUCACGGGGAUCUUCCUGUGUUACGCCAUCACGUUCCUGAUGAUCGCCACACCGGACAUCGGCGUCUGCUCGUUGAGGAGGAUUUUCUUGGGUUUGGGGAUGUGCUUCAGCUACGCCGCCUUACUCACCAAGACCAACAGGAUACAUCGCAUCUUUGAACAAGGGAAGAAAUCUGUGACAGCUCCCAGGUUCAUAUCUCCCACCUCCCAGCUGGUCAUCACCUUCUCCCUCAUCUCUGUUCAGCUGCUGGGUGUUUUUGUCUGGUUUGCGGUGGACCCACCCCACACUGUGGUGGACUAUGGCGAGCAGAGGACCCAGGACCCAAUGGCGGCACGAGGCGUCCUCAAGUGCGAUAUCUCGGACCUGUCCCUCAUCUGUUCCCUGGGCUAUUCCAUCCUGCUGAUGGUGACGUGCACGGUUUACGCCAUCAAGACGCGAGGCGUGCCGGAAACCUUCAAUGAGGCCAAGCCCAUCGGGUUCACCAUGUACACCACCUGCAUCAUCUGGCUGGCCUUCAUACCCAUCUUCUUUGGCACGUCGCAGUCCGCAGAAAGGAUGUAUAUUCAGACCACCACCCUGACGAUCUCUCUCAGUCUGUCUGCCUCGGUCUCUCUCGGGAUGCUCUACAUGCCCAAAGUCUACAUCAUCCUCUUCCAUCCUGAGCAGAACAUUCCCAAACGGAAGCGCAGCUUCAAGGCCAUUGUGACAGCUGCCACCAUGUCGGGGAAACUGACCCAGAAAGGAGACCGACCCAACGGAGAGGUCAAGACUGAACUGUGUGAGAGCAUGGAGACCAACACUUCAUCAACUAAGACGACAUACGUCAGCUACAGCAAUCAUGCCAUCUGAGGGGACCGGACAAGGCGGAGAAGGGCAUUGAACAGGAGAGGGGGCGUGUCACGGGGGGCAGGGCCUAGUGAAAGAGAAGAAACGGUCACUCUCAGCCGACUGGCUGAAGGGCUGGUGGACAGACGGAGAGCAGCCAAUGGAAACCAAGCAUGAGACAUUUUGUAUUGUUCCGCAUCAAACCACAGAGGUGGAACCACAUAAACAGCCAAUCAGUGUGCCUGCUUUCCUGCUGCUCAUUGGUCCUAUAACAUGAACUUUUUCCUGUUUCCAGAAACAAAACAAAAAUAAAAAGAGGCAACGUGCAAAAGGUGACAUACCAUAGGACGCUGUGGUGGACAGAGCAACUAUUGACAUAUAAAAAAAGAAAUAAAAAAAAGCAAAAAUUAAUAAAAUAAAAUAAAAUAAAAUUUAAAAAAAUCAUGUAGACAUUCUAUCAAAGGUGGGGGCUGGGAAAGAGAUUUAACAUUUUAAAAGAUAUUUAACAAAAGAGAGAAAAUCUAUGAGACUCAAACCUGUUUGUUGUUCUUCUCUACUUGUAAGUAUUUUUGUGGUUGUGAUGAUUUUUUCAUUCUUGUCCCACUGUUGUCCAAUGGAUCGCUCUUGCAUAAUGAGAUGAGUGUGUUUCCUCCUGCUGUCUUGGCUAACUGGAUUGUAGCCUCUGUUUGUGAUCCUGUAAACGCCAUGGUUGAAGCAUGCCGGUUUUUAUACAAAACAAAAUAAAAAAGAUUUAUUUAUAAUAAAGGAAUGUUUUUGCAAAUGUG